AAAGAAAGCAAAAAAAAAAAAAAAAAAAAAGGAAGAAGGCGGCGAUCCUCUCCGGUAAAACCUUCUAUUAAAUUUUGAAUUUCUUUUCUUUCAAUAAGACUUGAGUAUCUAAGUAUAUUUUGUUCCAAAUCCGGCAUCAUAAAAUUGGGCCAAAAUCCCUGCUGCUCUCCUUAUAAUUAUAAUUCAGGGAAUCACUGAAUUGAAAUUUUUUUUGGGAAAAGAAUGGGAAGACCUAAAGGAGAUGGAGCAAGAAGCAAGUAUCGUCCCUCCAGCAGCAGUCUUGCUGCGUCGCUUUUACCCUCUGGUUCAACAACGCUGGGAUUCGGAGGCUUCGUGGGCAGUUCCCGUGUUGAUUCUUCUCUCUUAGCUGAGUCUUCGACUGAUCCUUCUCUGGAUGUUGAUGGUGAAUUGGCGCAACACUUAAAGAGGCUUUCAAGAAAGGAUCCCACCACUAAGAUUAAAGCAUUGACAGCUCUUUCUCAGUUGGUAAAGGAAAAAUCUGCAAAGGAAGUAGCUGUGAUACUUCCACAAUGGGCAUUUGAGUACAAAAAGCUGUUGCUCGAUUACAACCGGGAAGUUAGGCGAGCAACUCAUGAUACGAUGACUUAUCUUGUCCGUGCUGUUGGAAGAGAUUUGGCUCCCCAUUUAAAAUUUAUAAUGGGACCUUGGUGGUUUUCUCAGUUUGAUUCAAUAUACGAAGUUUCUCAAGCAGCAAAACGAUCCUUUCAGGCUGCAUUUCCAGCCCAGGAGAAAAGACUGGAUGCCUUAACUUUGUCCGCAACUGAAAUAUUUUUGUAUAUUGAAGAAAAUCUGAAGCUUACACCCCAAAGUAUGUCAGAUAAAGUUACCGCGUCUGAUGAAUUGGAGGAGAUGUACCAGCAGGUGAUAUCAUCAUCAUUACUUGCAUUGGCCACCCUUCUUGAUAUCUUGAUGAGCCUGCAAUCAGAUAAGCCAAGUUUUGAAAAUAUAACGGCUGAACCGAAGAAUGCUUCGAAAGCAAGAGCCAAUGCAGUAGCUCAUGCAGAGAGGUUGUUUUCUGGCCAUAAAAGUUUUUCAGACUUUCUGAAGUCUCAGAGCUCUAGUAUACGGUCAGCUACAUAUUCCGUUCUUGGAAGCUUCAUCAAGAAUAUUCCUCAUGCCAUCAAUGAAGAAAAUAUCAAGUCUCUUGCCGUUACAGUUCUUGGUUCUUUCCAGGAAAAGGAUCCAAGAUGCCACUCCCCAAUGUGGGACAUGGUAUUGCUAUUUUGCAAAAGGUUUCCUGAAAGUUGGACGUUGUUGAAUGUUCAGAAAAUUAUUCUCAACCGUUUCUGGCAUUUUCUUAAGAGUGGCUGCUUUGGCUCCCAUCAAGUAUCGUAUCCAGCUUUAGUACUGUUUUUAGAUGCAGUACCACCAAAGGCAGUCGUGGGAGAGAAGUUUUUUCUUGAGUUUUUCCAGAAGCUGUGGGAGGGAAGAAGCUUGUCUUAUUCUUUGGCUGCAGAUCGGUUUGCAUUUUUCUCGUCCAUGAAAGAGUGCUUACUUUGGGCUUUACAGAAUGCUUCAAGAUAUUGUGAUGGAGAGGAUGCUGUUCAUCAUUUACGGAAUCUUCUGGUUAAUGAGAUCCUAUUGAAGCUUUUGUGGCUCGAAUACUUUCAAUUAGACGGCUUGAAAGAUCCUAGCUCAAUUUUCCCGAGAAUUUCCUCUAAUUCUUCUGAGGAUUUACUCGAACCUUCCAAAAAGGAAAGGGUGGAAAACCUCCAGUUUAAGCAUCCAGUGGGAUGCCAAGAAGAUCUAGGGAAAUGCAUCGUUGAAAUUCUUUCUGGGGUCCACUUGUUAGAGAAAGACCUGCUUUUACCAUUUUCUUCUGCAUUUAGGAAUCAUUGCCUCUCCAUAAUUCGUCAAGUCGAUAGUUCUUCUGGAAAUGCUGAAUAUGUACUCUUUUUCCUGUCAAUGUUGGAUCAGCAUGCUGUGAAGAAAGGAGAAACGUGGCCAUUUGAUUAUUUGGCGGUCCCUAUGUUGCUCGAGUGUUUCCAAGUGGUUAAGACACUUGAUUCGCCAGAUGCUGUGAGAUUUAUGGUAACAGCCACCUACAUAUUUGGACCAUACAAGAUUGUUCAAGAACUUGCUUGUGUUGAGUCAGGAACAGAGCAGUUUCUGGGAGCUUUUAGUCAAACAUUUGUUCCUUGGUGUUUGGAGAAAAGCAGUCUGUCAACCAGUCACAAAUUGGAUUUCUUGCUUGCAUUAAUUGACUACCAAUAUUUUCCGGAGCAGUGGAAUAUCAUUGUAACCCAUGCAAUACCUCUUGAGGGAGGCACUUUGAAAGCUUCAGACUCAAAAUUAACCACAUUAGCCGAGCUGAUGGAGAAGGCAAGGGAGAGAAUUAGAAAGUUGAAAUGUGCAGAAGGCUCUCAUCCAGAGAAUUGGCGACAUGAAAAUUUAGACAUUGCCGCAGUAUCUAUUAUUAACUGUAAUCCUCCUUUUGGAACUUCUGAAGCUCGAAUUCUACGAGCUCUUAUUGGCGGUACUACUGAAGAAGACUAUUCAUUGUUGUCUAAAAGUACAUUAAACAUAAUAUUUGACGGGAUCCUGCGAAAGUUGCUAUCUUUUGUGAGUAGUUCAACAUUUUCCUGGGUGCAGUAUGUGGUGUCUCUAAUACCAUCCCUGGGAAAAUUAUCAGAGUCAAGGGAUUUUUCUACCGUUCUUGAGGAUGCUCGUUUUGCUUAUGAAGUAUUGACUGGUAGUUUCUUCUGCUUGUUGAAGUUAGAUUCUGAGGAUCAACUAGUUUCUAAGAUUCUUGCUGCAGUAUUUGUGAUCGAUUGGGAGUUCAAUAUCUUAAAAACUUUCUUGAAUGAUGAAAUUGAGGAAGAACACACAGGACAGAUGCAGAUGAGGAUGACUUUCUGUGAGUCUAUGCAUGCCUUCCGUAGUAACUUAAGCUACCAGAAUUUGAAGAGCCUCAGUAAUGAGAGCCGUAAGAGCUUGAAAGAUAUUUUGGUUCAUGCUCUAAAGUGGGCGUUACUUAAAGAAGACAAGUUAGACAGUGACAAAAGCACCUCCCUCUAUUUCCUAUGGUUGCUUGAGAUAAGGGAAUGUUUGUGUGUAGACCAAUUUGAGGAGCAAGAGUUAUUGGAUGAGUUCAUGAGCCAGAAUGAGUUCUGGCCCUCAUGGAUCUUGCCAUAUGUAAAUUCCCAGGGAAGAUCAGCUGAGUUGAAAUCUGAUUGUAUAGUAUCAAAUGGAUCUGGGAAUCUAAGGUUUGUUAGUUUGAUAGACAAGCUUAUAUCAAGAGUUGGGAUUCAUAAAGUUGUUGCUGGUGCUAUAUCAAGUGACUCUUUCUCUUUGUCUGAGGAGCCUAAAGAACAUCUGCCGAGCUUACAGAAAAAGGUUUGUUAUUCUCGUGCUUGGCUAGCUGCAGAGAUGUUAUGCACAUGGAAGUGGCAAUGUGGUAGUGCUUUAACCACAUUCUUGCCUCUUCUCUGUAAUUAUGCCACGAGUGAAGAUUAUUCUCCAGAUGAUGGGAUUUUAGAUUCUAUUGUGACCAUUUUACUUGAUGGGGCUCUUGUGCAUGGAGGGAACAAAGAACUUGCUGCCCAAAAUAUGUGGCCUGGUUCACAUAUUGAUUUUGAGACAAUUAAUUCGCCUUUCCUGAGAGCCCUUGUAUCAUUACUCGAUAAUCUUUUCCAAAACAAUAUAUGGGGAAAAGACAAAGCUAUGCAUUAUUUCAAACUGCUAAGAGAUAAGCUCCUUAUUGGGGAAACAGUGAACUUCAGUUGUCUGAGCAUUCUUCCUGCAUGUAUGGAUGUUCUCAUUGGACCCUUGAGUAUCUUAUAUGGUGCGGUCGAUGCUAGUGAUACACCUGAUUCUUCGGAUGACCCUGAGGUGCAUGCUACGGUUAUGGACUGGCUAGAAAAAGCUUCUCAUUUCCCUGCCUUGUAUACAUGGACAACUGGCAAUGAUAUGGAGGGCUGGUUUCACCUUGUUGUCUCCUGUUAUCCAUUGAGAGCAACAAAAGGACUGCAAAAUUUAAGAAGAGCUAGAUUUAUUAGUUCUGAGGAGAGAGUGUUGCUGCUUCAAUUAUUUCAGAAGCAAAGACAAAAGUCUGGUGCAUCUACUGUGAUGAACAAACUGCCUGCUGUCCAAGUAUUGUUAUCAAAAUUAAUACUGGUUUCAGUUGCUUAUUGCUGGGAGGACUUUAGUGAAGAUGACUGGCAAUUCAUUCUGUAUCAUGUGAGAUGGUGGAUAGAAUCAGCAGUUGUGACAAUGGAAGAAGUUGCUGAAAAUAUCAAUGAAACUUUUGGAACCUGUUCUGAUUUGGGAGAGAUUUUGAAUAAGGUUGAGCUUGCUGUUUCACAUGCAGAUCAUUCUGCAUUAAAAAUUGCAAGAAAUGCUGUUGCUGCAUUUUCCUUGUUUUGCGGCUUUUGUGAUCGUGAAAAGAACGAAGAAGCUGAUCCUUUGAACCCAUUGAAUGAGAGGUGGGAGAUUAUAAAAGAUCGAAUCCUUGAAUGUAUUCUUCGGCUAUUUUUUUCAACCGGUCUUGCUGAGGCAAUCUCAGGGUCCUCUAUCGAAUGUUCUUCUCUUAUAGCAGGAUCCAGGCUUGAUCACACGCAGUUCUGGGAGUUAGUUGCUUCUUGUGUUGUAAAAUCAUCAUCACCAGCUAGGGAUAAAGCCGCAAAGUCAAUUGAGAUGUGGGGUCUUACUAAAGGGCCUAUUAGUUCUCUAUAUGCAAUCCUGUUUUCUUCCAAACCCCUUCCUUACAUGCAGUUUGCUGCCUACAAUAUGCUUUCCACGGGACCUCUAUCACGCUUCACUUUUCUUAACAAAGACUUGGCACAAGCCUUCGUGGAUACUUCUGAUAAUCAGGAUUCUAACCCUACUGAUCCUGCUUCAGAACAAAAUUUCCGACUGAGAGAAGAAGUUUGCUUCAUGUUUGAAAAAUUCGCAUGUGAAGUCUUUGAAAUGGAUUUGUUGGCCUCUGAACGGGUAAAUACAUUUAUUGCUUGGGGUUUGUUACUCUCGCAUCUAGUGUCUUUGCCCCCAUCAGCCCCGGUGAGGGAGAAAAUUAUUCAGUACAUUAAAGAUGCUGCUGAUUCAGUGAUAAUAGACUGUCUUUUCCAACAUAUUCCAUUGGAAUCCCUUGGGGGAUCCAGCUCGAAGAGGAAAGAACUUCCGGAGACUAUGUCAAUGGCAGCAACAGCCGCCACACAUGCAAUCAGCACAGGCUCUAUAUUGCCCUCUGCAGAAACUAUUUGGCCUGUUACAGCCGAGACAAUGACUUCACUGGCUGGUGCAAUAUAUGGACUGAUGCUGUGUAUUCUUCCAGCUUAUGUUCGAGAGUGGUUUAACAGUAUACGUGAUCGAUCUCGGUCAUCUGUGAUUGAAUCCUUCACGAUAAGAUGGUGUAGUCCUGUAUUGAUUGCAAAUGAUCUCAAUCAGAUCAAGAAAUCGGAUAUUGGUGAUGAGAAUUUCUCGGUUAGUGUUAGCAAAUCAGCCAAUGAGGUGGUAGCUACCUACACAAAGGAUGAAACAGGGAUGGAUCUUGUCAUUCGACUUCCUGCAUCUUAUCCACUUCGACCUGUGGAUGUCGAUUGUACUAGGAGCCUCGGCAUUAGUGACGUGAAGCAGAGAAAAUGGCUGAUGUCAAUGACGUUAUUUGUACGCAAUCAGAAUGGAGCCAUAGCUGAAUCUAUACGAAUAUGGAAAAGCAAUUUUGACAAGGAAUUUGAAGGAGUGGAAGAGUGUCCUAUCUGUUACAGUGUUAUCCAUACAUCUAACCAUAGCCUUCCACGCCUUGCCUGCAAAACCUGCAAGCAUAAGUUCCACUCAGCCUGCCUCUACAAGUGGUUUUCAACUUCUCACAAAUCAACUUGUCCAUUAUGCCAAUCUCCCUUUUGAUCUGUCGCUUAUAACCAUAAAAUGACCAGCAAUUGAGCUUCAACUUUCCCGUGAUUUUUAACCCCACUAAAAGCAGCUAGCUUGCUUGCCAUUUAUUCUGUAUAUUUCUGUUUAUCAGAAUAUCCAGAGGAUACCGGUUGUGUUCUUUCAGCCAUUUUCAGAUAUCAAUUUUUGGUGUGGAAAUAAAUGGAGGCAGGAUUAGAUUUCAUUUGGAGAACCACGCCAUAAGCAAGCUUCUGUAGCUGUCAACUCAUGCAACAUCACACUACUUGGUGCAGUGAAUCAAUCUUGAGGUUGCUUCUAUCACCCGAGAUAUAUUCUUAUUACCUGUCAUUAUGAUAUGCGAGCUCCGAUUCACAUGUGUGGCUAACAUGUUUUGGCUUGGUGAGUUUGCAUAUCCUAAAGUAAAAUCAGCUUUACCGUUCAAAUGGAGAGUUCUUUGUUGUUGAUAGCUUCUGUUAGUGUAGCCUUUUCGUCAUGAAUUGAUUUUAAUUUCUAAGAGGAAUAGCUUGUUUAGUCUUAUUAGUUGACAUUUUUGAGAAAGAAUUUACCAUGUUCAACAAUGCCAGUUUUGGUUUUGCUCCACGCUAAAAGCCUUAUUAGAUUAGCAAGCACAUUGGACUCAUUUUUGUUCCUCUUUGUCCAAAGUUCUACGACAGAUCAUGUAUCUGAUUGGAUCAUACUUUCUUUUUU
This is a messenger RNA of Oldenlandia corymbosa var. corymbosa, 6558 nucleotides long. The record is from the annotation of a GenBank genome assembly. Lineage: Eukaryota; Viridiplantae; Streptophyta; Magnoliopsida; Gentianales; Rubiaceae.